CGUCAGUCCGAAUCGGAGGCUGAAUGCGAGUUCCAGAACAUGGGUUCUACUUUAACCGCGCCGCUUGAGCCGCUCAAGAUCGCUGCGCCCCCCGAGGCCGCCUCACCCGCCACGCCUGCGCCCCCAGCUGCACCCGGAGAGCCCGAAUCUCCAGCACAAGCGCGCUUACUUAAUAACUGUUGGAGCUGUCGCGUGCUUUCCGGGUCGGGGCUGAUAGGGGCGGGCCUGUACGUGUACUGGGUGGCACGGAGGCCCAUGAAGCUGGGGUACGCCCCAGGUCCGGGGACUAUUACGCAGAUGGUCAUCGGCAUCAGCAUUGCUUCUUGGGGUAUAGUGGUCCUGACAGACCCCAAAGGGAAGGCCUAUCGCGUUGCUUGAAAGUACCACUGGUGACUUUAUCAUCUGUCCCUGCCCGGGUGAUACAGAGCAAGCAUGGGGUUUAUGGACGUCUGGACAGACACAUGAACAUGGAUGGACUUCAGUACUACGGACACUAAAGACUGAAACAAUACAACAUGAGUUGCCAUUCUUUGGCUGUUUGUGGCUUCUCAGGUUUCAUAGGCACCAAUAAAUCCCUCAGAUAAGAAAGUAGGGUCUGUGUCUUAACUGGGGAAGGAUAUAACUUAAAUUUUAUUUAAUCAUAAGUGUCUACAGAAUAUAAUUUUAAUAUAAUUUUAAAAAAUUUGAACAUGAAGGAAGAGAUAAACCCAUAGGAAGAUGAGCAGUUUUAUUAUUUUAAAUAAUUGCUUUUAUUUUUUUUUUCCAUGAUUGUGUCAACAUCUGUUAUCAGCCUAACCCUGGGUAGGCACAUGGAAUGUUGUUGUAUCUAUGUCCUGCUUGUACUUUGCAAGGUGUUUGUAAAUCUAUAGUUUAUGAGAGCUUUAUAGAUAGUCUAAGUUGUUGUUUCUUUGGUGGUAAUCCUUAAAACGCAAGCCCCAGUGAUUUGCCCAGGGUCAUUCAGCACCUCGGUAACAGAGCUAGAACUUGUUCUCAUCGAUGUUCUAGUCUUUCAGACUAGCAUGGUUCUAAGGAGGCCAGAGUUCCCUUCUUGAAGUAAUGAGGUGAUCAUAACCAUCAGCAUACCGUGAAAGACCUAAGUACCAAAAUAUUUGAGAGCCAAAAAAAUUUUGUGUCCCACAAAUAUUGGAAGUGUUUAUUAUAGAAUUGAAAUGCAUUUGAGAUAAGGUCUUAAAAUUAGUUCAUUUUUAAGAGAAGCCCCUUCCUGCUACCAGUUCUUUGUUUUUUCCUAAGAUACCAUGACUUCUCACACAGCCAGUUCUCAGGUUCAGCUGCUCCAAUGUGUAAGUUUUGAUUGCCAUGUUAAACAGUCUUCAAGGUUGUUAUUUUUGGUAGUAUUAUUUAAAAGUGCCUAAAUAAAUUAAAUCUUACCAGUGACUUAGGACUUGUACACAUUAUUUACAGUGGAAAAAAUGUUUACAGUAUGGAUGGCAUAUUUAUUUAUGCAACUAAGAAAUCGCAAUCCUGAAUAAGGAACAAGGUGUUAUUUUUUGUGACCUGUAUAAUCCCGUUAUAUGAUGUUAAUAAAUGCAGGAGUUAUAAGUUGGAAAAGAUCAUAGGUGACCCAAAGCACCUAAAAUAUGUAUGAAGAUAAAUUGUUCCCUGAUGGAAAAAGCAAGCCAUUUUACUGAUGGACAGUAGUAGAUAAGCUGAAAAGACAAAGAAUAUAACUUACUGGUCUUGCCUUAAUUUAUUGGGUAAACAGAACAACUUAAAAUUUUGUAUCAGUAUACCUCAGAGAUAAUUGUGAGUUUGGCUCUAGACCACUGCAAUAAAGCAAGUCAAGUAAUUUUUUUUUUUUUUUUUUAGUUUCCAUUGCAUACAAAAGUUCUGAUUCACCUAUGUGGUAUGUGGUCUAGAAUAACAACAGCAUUGUCUUAUAACACCUGUCUCAAUUUAAAAUGUUGCUAAAACCUGCAAGCCAUCUCAGCCUGCUUUCUGCUGAUGGAGGGAAUCCUCCAUUGUUGAUGACUUUUGGCUGAUUAGGGUGGUAAAUAGCUCAAGGUUGAGGUGGUUUGGUAGGAGAGACCUAGUUUUGGCCUCUGGCUUUCUACAUGCUUUCCUCAUUAAGCUUAAUCUUUUCUAGGUUCUGAUUUAAAGUGAAAAACCUGAACUCUUCCUGAACACUCAGUGGUGGUGUAGUGUUCAUCAUUUCAGUAUUGUUCCCUAGAGUUAGGGAUGCCCUCCAUGAGGGAGGGAGAGUGAAGAAGGGCGAGUCAGUGGAGCAGUUAAGAACGUGCACAACAUUUAUGAAUUUAAGUUCACUGUCUUGCAUGGGCACGGUUCUGAAUUUCCCAAAAUAGUUGCAGUAGUAACAUUAAAAGUCACUGAUCACAUAUCACCAUAACAGUAAUACUAAUGAUAAAGUUUAACCUAUUUGCACAUUUAACAAACAUGUGAAACAGGAUGUGGUAACAUGCUGUUUGGAAAAUUUCACCAAUAUCUUUGUUGAAGGUAGAGUUGCCACAAACUGUUUUAAAAAAAUUGAAAAGGGUGUAGAGUGCAGUAAAUGAGGUUUUCCCAUAUUAUUUAAACAUUAUUGCUAGCAUUUUACCAGUUUGAAUUUAUUUAUAAGGAAAUGAAAGCUUUUUCCAAACAAACCUGACUCAUCAGUCUGUUUGUUUCCAAACUAGAGCAGUGUGAGUGGGUUUGAGAUCAGUCUUUGUUCUUCAUGCCUAUAUCCAGUUACAUGGGGAGAAGCAAAAAAAAAAAAUAUGUGCCAGAACUUUAUUUAUAUCACUGCUUAGCCCAAAACCCCGGUUUGUUUUAUGGACAAGUAUGAUCUUCACAGAGAAGCUCCCCAUUUGGGAAGUGAACCAAGGAAAGGAAGACCUUUCUCUUUGUCUCUCUUUCGCUCACUGUCUGUAAC
Messenger RNA from Lepus europaeus (European hare), 2887 nucleotides. RefSeq names its product distal membrane arm assembly component 1 (gene DMAC1). The transcript is spliced from 2 exons. Lineage: Eukaryota; Metazoa; Chordata; Mammalia; Lagomorpha; Leporidae. The record is from RefSeq and is a predicted model, not a curated record. Bases 40 to 378 code for a protein of 112 amino acids.